This is a messenger RNA of Clavispora lusitaniae ATCC 42720, 2106 nucleotides long. It is a transcript of the gene TRP5, whose product is annotated as tryptophan synthase. Gene Ontology annotation, cellular component: cytoplasm. Gene Ontology annotation, biological process: L-tryptophan biosynthetic process. NCBI's taxonomy places the organism in Eukaryota, Fungi, Ascomycota, Pichiomycetes, Serinales, Metschnikowiaceae. Gene Ontology annotation, molecular function: tryptophan synthase activity. The record is from RefSeq and is a predicted model, not a curated record.
AUGUCCGCUUCCUUAAGAGAGACAUUUGCAAGAUGCAAAAAGGAGGGCAGAAACGCCCUCGUCAACUUUAUCACAGCCGGCUACCCUACUAUCGAAGACACAGUUCCCAUCAUGCUUGGCAUGCAGGAAGGUGGUGUCGACAUCAUCGAGUUGGGUGUUCCCUUCUCCGACCCGAUCGCCGACGGCCCUACUAUCCAGGUGGCCAAUAACGUUGCCAUAGACAACGGUGUCACUGUUGUCAAAUGCUUGGAGUUGGUGGCGCAGGCCAGAGAAGCUGGUGUUUCUGUUCCCAUCAUCUUGAUGGGUUACUUCAACCCAAUCAUGAAGUACGGCGAGGAAAAAUUGGUGGAGGACGCUGCCAAGGCCGGUGCCAGCGGUUUCAUUGUGGUGGACUUGCCGCCUGAAGAGGCUGUUGAGUUCAGAAGCACAUGUGCCAAACAUGGUCUCUCAUACGUUCCUUUGGUUGCGCCAGCAACUACCGAUGCCCGUUUAGCGGUGUUGGGCGAUAUCGCUGACCUGUUCAUUUACGUGGUCUCGCGUAUGGGCACCACCGGUUCCAACACUGCUGUUUCCAGUGGCAUUGCCACUUUAUGUGACCGUGUGCGUAAAUUUGUCGGCGAUAAGCCCUUGGCCGUUGGUUUUGGUGUGUCGACCCGUGAACAUUUCUUGACUGUGGGUGCCGCCGCCGAAGGUGUGGUGAUUGGCUCGAAGAUCGUGACGCUUUUGGGCGAGUCUGCUCCCGGUGAGCGUCGUGAAGUGGCGUUCCGCUUUGUCCGUUCCAUCUUAGGAGAGGACUUUUCUCGCGCCGAGCUUCCGCCAUUUGCCCCUUAUGCCCCACCUGCGAAUGCUUCUGUUCCCAAGCCGCUCUUGCAAGAGAGCCACCAGUACAGUCCACGUUUCGGUGCUUUUGGUGGCCAGUAUGUACCUGAAGCUUUGCACACCUGCUUGGCCGAGUUAGAAAAAGGCUUCGAGAGUGCCGUUGCUGAUCCACAGUUCUGGUCAGAAUUCAAAGCUUUGUAUCCUUACAUUGGAAGGCCAUCUUCUUUCCACAAGGCUGAACGCUUGUCUGCGCACGCUGGGGGUGCCCAAAUCUGGUUGAAACGUGAGGACUUGAACCACACCGGCUCGCACAAGAUCAACAACGCCUUGGCCCAGGUUUUGAUCGCACGUCGUUUGGGCAAGAAACGCAUUAUUGCCGAGACAGGUGCUGGCCAGCACGGUGUAGCUACUGCUACUGCAUGUGCCAAGUUUGGCAUGGAGUGCUGUGUCUUUAUGGGUGCUGAAGACGUGAAGCGCCAAGCGUUGAACGUUUUCCGUAUGCGUAUUUUGGGAGCUAAAGUUGUUGCUGUGACAAACGGAACACAAACUCUUCGUGACGCCACGUCGGAAGCCUUCCGUUACUGGGUGUCCCACCUAGAGUCCACACAUUAUGUCGUGGGACUGGCCAUUGGACCUCAUCCGUACCCUACAUUGGUGCGUACCUUCCAAAGUGUUAUUGGCCAGGAGGCAAAAGAGCAAUUCCAGGAGUUGUCAGGUGGCCGCUUACCUGAUGCCGUUGUGGCUUGUGUGGGUGGUGGUUCUAAUUCCACCGGUUUGUUCUCUCCUUUCGAAAAGGACACUUCUGUGCGUAUGGUUGGAAUUGAGGCUGGUGGUGACGGUGUCAACACCGACCGCCACUCUGCUACUUUGACUGCCGGUAUUCCAGGUGUUUUCCACGGUGUUAAAACGUACGUUUUACAGGACGCUGAUGGCCAGGUCCAUGACACUCACUCUGUAUCUGCAGGCUUGGACUACCCAGGUGUUGGACCUGAGUUGGCUUAUUGGAAGAGUACGGGCCGUGCUGAGUUUAGCGCUGUCACUGAUGCGCAGGCUUUGGAAGGUUUCAGAUUGUUGUCGCAGUUGGAAGGUAUCAUUCCGGCUUUGGAAUCUUCCCAUGCCAUUUACGGAGGUGUUGAGCUUGCCAAGACCAUGAAGCCUGACCAGCACAUUAUUAUCAAUGUUUCCGGGCGUGGUGACAAAGAUGUGCAAAGUGUUGCUAAGGCCUUACCAGUUUUGGGCGAGCAAAUUGGCUGGGACUUACGUUUCGAGGACGAUCCUUCAAAGUAA